This is a messenger RNA of Sipha flava (yellow sugarcane aphid), 2730 nucleotides long. RefSeq names its product long-chain fatty acid transport protein 4-like. Gene Ontology annotation, cellular component: endoplasmic reticulum. Gene Ontology annotation, molecular function: long-chain fatty acid transmembrane transporter activity; long-chain fatty acid-CoA ligase activity. Gene Ontology annotation, biological process: triglyceride homeostasis. The record is from RefSeq and is a predicted model, not a curated record. NCBI's taxonomy places the organism in Eukaryota, Metazoa, Arthropoda, Insecta, Hemiptera, Aphididae. The coding region runs from base 77 to 2308 and encodes 743 amino acids. The transcript has 12 exons.
GUAAAAAUGAAGUUCGAAAAAAAAUAAUUUGGAAUCAUAUUCUUAGUCCUUUUAUUAAUUAAAAUAAGGAAAAAAUAUGGAAUCUACUAACUCAUACAAACAGGAUUGGGACGUGGAGAAGGGUUUGCCUAGAGGAGAAGCUGUCGAUCCGAACGGCGAAGGCUCGAACGGCAACACCGAUCGUUGCGACAGCAGCGGUUCACGGGAAACCACGACGCCAGAGGUCGACGACGUUCAGCAACGACUCGGCGGCGGCGGUAACAGUACCAAAAGUAGCGGUGGUGGCAGCGGCGGCGGCGGCGGCGGUGGCGACGGCAAAACGAUAGAGGACGACCGCCGCGUGUGCCUGGCCCGCCGAGUGGUGUGUACCGCAGUGAAAGUGUUCGGUGUCGCGACGUUGUUCACUGCCAUCAGUGCGUUCAUAUGGUACACGAUGGGCUUACCGUUCCUGUUGCAAGUCGUCGCGGUCGUGUCGAUCGCCUACAUCGCCAGCGGCGGAUAUAAAUUCAUCUACCUGGUGUACCGCACGGCUCCCAGAGACCUCAAAGCAUUGUUUCGUUAUUUUUACUUUUUAUACACGGCUAAAAAAUUGGGUAGGAAAAAUUGGACCGUUGCAGAUGUGUUCAAAAACACAGUUGUAAAGAAUACUCCACACAAAGUGCUGUUCAUAUACGAGGAUAAAGAAUGGACUGCGUUACAGGUCGAAGAAUACAGCAACAAGGUGGCUUAUUCCAUGUACGAGCACGGUUUCAGAAAAGGCGACGUGGUCGGACUUCUAAUGGAAAACCGACCAGAGUUCGUGGCAAUUUGGCUGGGUUUGUCCAAAGUAGGCAUCGUUACCGCACUGAUCAACUAUAACCUGAAGCAGAAGUCACUAGUUCAUUCUAUAAAUGUGGCUCAUUGUUGUUGUCUGAUCUAUGGAUGUGAAUUGUCAUCGGAGAUCGAAGGGAUUCAAUCUCAACUGACACAAGACAUCAAACUGUUCAAGUGGUCGAGCACACCUACGCCCACCAGAGACGGCUCUUAUUUAAACAACUUAAUUGAUAUAUCGCCAGCGUCCCUGCCCAGAAUGUCAGAAAAACCCGGUUACAAUGACAAACUGAUGUACAUUUACACAUCCGGCACCACAGGCUUACCGAAAGCCGCCAUCAUCACCAACGUCAGAUACAUUUUCAUUGCUGGUGCUUUUGCGUAUCAGGUGGGUCUCAAAUAUUCUGAUCGGUUUUACACACCACUGCCGCUUUAUCACACCGCUGCCGGUAUUAUGUGCAUUGGUCAAUCGCUGUUAUACGGAUGUUCCACAGUCAUACGUAAAAAGUUUUCUGCUUCCGGAUAUUUCCAAGAUAUUUCCAAGCACAAUUGCACCGCAGCUCAAUACAUUGGUGAAAUGUGUCGGUACAUACUAGCUACCCCGCCCAAAGCCGAAGACACAAAUCACAAGUUGAGGAUCAUAUUCGGCAAUGGUUUGAAAGCUCAGAUAUGGAAGGAUUUCAUAACCAGAUUCAAUGUACCACGAGUCGCUGAGUUCUACGGCUCGACGGAAGGAAACGCCAACAUCGCCAACACAGACAACACAUUCGGAGCCAUCGGGUUCGUGUCCAGGCUGGUGCCCAGUAUAUAUCCGAUAUCGAUUAUACGCGUCGAUCCGGAGACCUGCGAACCGAUUCGGGGUGCUAACGGACUUUGUAUGCGAUGCAACCCAGGUGAACCGGGAGUGAUAGUGGGCAAGAUCAUUUCGACCAACCCAUCCAGACAGUACCUGGGAUACGUCAAUAGCACGGAUACAGAGAAGAAAAUCGUGCACGACGUGUUUGAAAAAGGCGACGCCGCCUUUUUGUCCGGCGACUUGCUGGUAUCCGACGAAUGGGGCUACCUGUACUUUAAGGAUAGAACUGGAGACACGUUUAGAUGGAAAGGAGAAAACGUUUCUACAGCUGAAGUCGAAGGCGUUGUUAGUAAUAUCGCUGGUUAUCGCGAUUGUGUUGUUUACGGAGUAGAGGUUCCUAAUUCUGAGGGUCGUGCUGGAAUGGCAGCUAUUGCGGAUAAAGACAAUACUUUAGAUAUAGCUGCUGUAUCAGAAGGCUUACAGAAAGCUUUGCCAAACUACGCUCGACCGUUGUUCAUUAGGAAAAUCAGUGAAGUAGAAAUGACCGGAACAUAUAAAUUGAAAAAAUUAGACUUACAAAAAGAAGGAUUUGAUGUUAGAUUGAUUAAAGAUCAAUUAUAUUUCUGUAACAACAAAGGCGUUUACGAAAACUUAACUCUUGAAGCAUAUAACGAUAUUCUUGCCGGAAAAAUUAGAUUGUAAAAUAAUAAAAAAAAAAAUUUUAUAUAAUUAUGAGAUUUUAAAAUUUUUUUUUUUAAUGUUAUCUUGCCAGUAAACCUUAUGUUAUACAUAAUACCUUAUGCAAUUGUUAAUGACAUACUCUGCAUGCGUUUAACUUAAAUAGUUUUGUGUUUCAGUUUGCUCAAAAUGUAGUUACUUAAAGUAAAUUUUAAGUUUGUAAUAUUUUAUUAUUAUUUCUUGGUUUAACUAUUGAUUAUUUUUAAAUAUUGAGUAUAUUUUGUGUAUUAAUUAUUAUUAUUUUUAUAUUAUUUUUAUAUAAUUGUAUGUAAUAGUUAGGGUUCGGGACUUAUUGCACACAAAUUGUAAGAAAUAUGCAUGCAAAUAUGCACUUAAAAUAAACGAAAUAUACAACUCAAUUUUUUUACAAUAGCAAUAAUAGCAAU